Hepatospora eriocheir is the source of this 327-nucleotide messenger RNA. The record is from the annotation of a GenBank genome assembly. Lineage: Eukaryota; Fungi; Microsporidia; Hepatosporidae.
AUGAAUCAACCAGUUUCUUUAUUUGAUUUUUACUAUCAUAAAUCUUUAUAUAAGUUUUCUUCACUACCACUUUCUAAACAAUUAAAGGCUUUAUCUACUUAUAAGAUUUUAGUCAUUGAUUUGUGUGGGUUUUAUACCCUAUGCCAUUCACUGUUUCCAGAGUCUACUACAGUUUUUCUUGCUGACUAUUCAGAUAUUGAAGAAUUAAUUAUUUUAGUUAAUGAUUAUGAUGUUAUUUAUGUAAUAUUAUGUGCUGAUAAGAUAAUUAACUUUCCUUUUAAUCAUAUAAAAAUUAUUUUCGAUAAGAAGAAAAUUAUUAAUUAUUGA